AUGUGCAUUCAGAGACAUUCACAAACGCGAGCCGGUGAAGAGGAUUCAUUCUGGUUCCUGCUACUCAAGGCUCCAGGGUCUAUACAUGACAGUGAGGGGGGAAGAGCGCACACUCCAUCCAACGGAUUUGGAGGUCUUUCUUCGAUGUUUCACUGCCUACGAGCCCUUUGGGCGCUCGUGCGCCAGCAAAUUGCUUUGCUUCGUCUGGCCGCCCAGCAAACGACCGCCGCUUGGAUGCCGCCAGUGCAUUUAGCCUCUGUCUAA
Molecule: messenger RNA, 264 nt
Organism: Protopolystoma xenopodis
Lineage: Eukaryota; Metazoa; Platyhelminthes; Monogenea; Polystomatidea; Polystomatidae
Source: the annotation of a GenBank genome assembly